Molecule: messenger RNA, 3470 nt
Organism: Trichoderma atroviride IMI 206040
Lineage: Eukaryota; Fungi; Ascomycota; Sordariomycetes; Hypocreales; Hypocreaceae
Biological process (GO): proton transmembrane transport; NADPH regeneration
Cellular component (GO): mitochondrial inner membrane
Molecular function (GO): NADP binding
Source: RefSeq, a predicted model, not a curated record
AUGGCGUCCUCUGUGCUUCGCCCAUUGGCCACUGAGCUCUACUUUUCGCCUACUACUGCUUCUUCGUCGCGCUUCUUGCGCUCUCGAAUCCAAAAUGUUAAGCCCUUGGUGAGUUGCCACCGCCAAUGGCACGCCUCUUCGGGGGCCCAGCGGCAGACUACAGUUGUCGCCGCGGCUGCAAAGUCCCUGGCGCUGGUUCGCCGUGACUCUCCGGUUCCACGAGUUCCCGCUCUUUUCCCAAAGGCUUACUCGACGGACGCGACCACCGUGGUGCCCCCCACGACUCCUUAUAGCCAACUGACGGUUGGUGUGCCGCGGGAGACAUUUCCCGGGGAGCGCCGAGUCGCAUUGACUCCAACCAAUGUAGCUCUGCUCCUGAAGAAGGGAUACUCCAAGGUCUUGGUCCAGCGCGGAGCUGGUGCUGCGGCUGAAUUCUUGGAUGAAGCCUAUGAAAAAGCUGGCGCUACUCUUGUCGACUCCCCUGAUGGUGUCUGGUCUGCAGCCGAUAUUGUUCUCAAGGUCCGAGGACCUUCAAACGCCGAGGUCAAUGCCAUUAAGAAAGACCAGACAGUUCUCUCUUUCCUACAGCCUGGCCAGAAUAAAGAUCUUGUUGAGAAGAUUGCUGCCAGGGGCGCAACUUACUUUGCUAUGGAAAUGGUCCCCCGUAUCUCUCGCGCUCAGGUUUUCGAUGCCCUCAGUAGCAUGGCCAAUAUUGCCGGCUACAAGGCUGUCCUGGAAGCAUCCAAUGUCUUUGGUCGAUUCUUGACCGGCCAAGUCACGGCUGCUGGCAAGAUUCCGCCCUGUAAAGUUCUGGUCAUUGGAGCUGGUGUAGCUGGUCUCAGCGCAAUCGCAACUGCUCGUCGAAUGGGUGCCAUUGUUCGCGGAUUUGAUACUCGUCCCGCGGUCAGAGAGCAGAUUGAGUCUCUCGGCGCUGAAUUCAUCGAAGUCGACAUGCAUGAAGACGGCUCUGGUGCGGGAGGCUAUGCCAAGGAGAUGAGCAAGGAGUUUAUCGAAGCCGAAAUGCGACUUUUCAAGGAACAAGCCAGGGAAGUGGACAUUAUCAUUACUACGGCUCUGAUUCCCGGAAGGCCCGCCCCGAAACUUAUUAAAAUGGAUAUGCUCGAUGUCAUGAAACCCGGAAGUGUUAUUGUUGAUCUCGCGGCUGAGGCUGGCGGCAAUUGUGAGGCCACCAAAGCAGGCGAAAUGAUAACUUACAAUGAUGUCAAGGUUAUUGGAUAUACUGAUCUCCCGUCUCGCUUGCCGACCCAAUCGUCUACUCUUUACUCAAACAACAUCACCAAGCUCUUGCUUUCAAUGUCUCCCAAAGAAAACGAAUUUGGAAUUGACCUGUCUGACGAAGUUGUCAGAGGCGCCAUUGUGAUGCAAAAGGGAGAAAUCCUGCCGCCCGCUCCCCGCCCUGCCCCUCCUCCAGCACCAGCCAAACCCGCAGCUGCCGUUGUAGUCGAAGCUGUAGAACUCACUCCUUGGCAGAAAAAGACUCGCGAGGUGGCUACUGUGACUGCCGGAAUGACAACCAUGCUUGCUCUUGGAAAGUUCACCGGGCCUCUGUUCAUGUCUAAUGCAUUCACCUUUGCUCUGGCUAGCUUGAUCGGUUAUCGCGUCGUCUGGGGCGUGGCGCCCGCGCUACACUCUCCGUUGAUGAGCGUGACAAACGCGAUUUCUGGCAUGGUUGGUAUUGGCGGUCUGUUCGUUCUCGGUGGAGGCUACUUGCCCGAGACAAUUCCUCAAACCUUUGGCGCCCUCAGCGUGUUGCUGGCCUUUGUGAAUGUUGGUGGUGGCUUCGUCAUCACCAAACGAAUGCUCGACAUGUUCAAACGACCUACUGACCCCCCUGAGUACCCCUGGCUUUAUGCAAUCCCGGCUACUCUCUUCGGUGGAGGCUUCAUCGCUGCUGCGUCGACCGGAGCCGCUGGCCUUGUCCAGGCCGGAUAUCUCAUCAGUUCUGUUCUUUGCAUUGGAUCUCUCUCAGGCUUGGCCUCUCAAGCAACUGCUCGCAUGGGUAACAUGCUCGGUAUUCUUGGUGUCGGCACUGGUGUAUUGGCUAGUUUGGCUGCUGUGGGAUUUUCCCCCGAGGUCUUGACGCAAUUCACCGGACUCGCUGCCAUAGGAGCCAUUGCUGGCAUGUUGAUUGGAAAGAGAAUUACGCCUACUGAUUUGCCUCAAACUGUCGCUGCCUUGCAUUCAGUUGUUGGUCUUGCAGCCGUUUUGACCAGCAUUGGCAGUGUCAUGGGCGAUAUUUCUGACCUCACCACUCUGCACAUGGUAACUGCAUACCUUGGUGUUCUGAUUGGUGGUGUAACCUUUACCGGAUCAAUUGUUGCCUUCUUGAAGCUCGCAGGUCGCAUGUCUUCUCGCCCCAAGCUCCUCCCUGGCCGACAUGUUAUCAACACUGGAUUGCUGGCAACCAAUGCCGCUACGUUUGGUGCUUUCCUUACCAUGGCUCCUGGUGCUCCCAUGAUUGCUGCUGGGGCACUGGCAGCUAACACGGCGCUGAGUUUCAUCAAGGGAUACACGACAACUUCUGCAAUUGGAGGCGCUGACAUGCCCGUCGUCAUCACCGUGUUGAACGCAUACAGUGGCUUCGCUUUGGUGGCCGAAGGGUUCAUGCUGGAUAAUCCUCUCUUGACGUCUGUGGGAGCCCUGAUAGGCGUUUCUGGUUCUAUUCUGUCAUACAUCAUGUGCGUUGCCAUGAACCGGUCUCUAACCAAUGUCCUGUUUGGAGGCUUAGGAACUCCGACACAAGCCUUGGAGUACAAGCCAGAGGGUCAAGCGACUGAAACAUCUGUAGAGGAUGUUGCAGACCAGCUAGUGAACGUCGAAUCCGUCAUCAUAGUCGUCGGAUAUGGAAUGGCUGUCGCAAAGGCACAGUACGCGCUCUCGAGCAUUGUCCAGUCGCUGCGGUCAAAGGGAAUCACUGUCCGCUUCGCUAUCCACCCAGUUGCUGGUCGCAUGCCUGGGCAAUGUAAUGUGCUGUUGGCGGAAGCAAGCGUCCCCUACGAUAUCGUCCUGGAAAUGGACGAGAUCAACGAUGACUUCCCCGAGACUGAUCUGGUCUUGGUCAUUGGUGCCAACGAUACUGUGAACCCGAUUGCCAUGGAAAAGGGUAGUUCCAUUGAGGGCAUGCCAGUGUUGCAUGCCUGGAAGGCCAAGCAAGUUAUUGUGAUGAAGCGCACGUUGGCCAGUGGUUAUGCUGAUGUGCCGAACCCGAUGUUUUACAUGCCAAACACCAAGAUGUUGUUUGGCGAUGCAAAGGUUUCUUGUGAUGCUAUCAAGUCAGCUGUAGAAAGCAAACUGUAGAGUGGGGUAGUAGACGCUGUGAUACGGCGUAAGGAUUCCGGGCUUGAUUUGAUCAUGUGUUGCACCGCAAUAGAUGGGAUUAGAUAGUACUGAGUCUGUUUUUGUCGAUAUUUUCCGCCUGUUUAAAAGAAGUAAAAUGUUUGUUUAAAUCC